Molecule: messenger RNA, 723 nt
Organism: Fraxinus pennsylvanica
Lineage: Eukaryota; Viridiplantae; Streptophyta; Magnoliopsida; Lamiales; Oleaceae
Source: the annotation of a GenBank genome assembly
AUGCGCCAUCUCCUCCUCACAAUGGCCCCUUCUUACCAGAAAAAACCCACCACCGCAAAACCCAGUUCCGCCACCCCCGCCAACGCCAACCACCAAGUCCACCACCAUGCAAAUACCCCAAAUUGCCCUUCCCUCUGCAGGCACUCCCCUUCAGCCACCCUUGACAUCCUUAUUUUCAUCAUUGUUCUCUUUUCUGGGACCUUUCUUAUUAUCUCCUACUUCUCUUAUAUCUUCCAGGCGUUUUCCCUCCUCCUCCCCCCCUUUUCCGCCCUUGUUUCUCAGCUUUACUAUCAUAUAUCAUCUGAUGCCCAAUCUCAGUACAUCUUUUUCGGGUUAUUUUUGCUUUCUUUUCUUGUAUUUGUCGUGUUUUUCGAGAUCUGUUGUGGGUUCAGAUCGAGGAGAUGCGGGAAGAUUGGGUGUAAAGGAUUGAAGAAGGCCAUGGAGUUUGACUUGCAGUUACAGGGAGAGGAGUUGUUGCGGUCGGAGAAUAAGGCAGUUAGGGAUGUCAAUGAAUUGCCAUGGAAGGGUGAUUGCGAGGAUAAUCCGGAUUAUGAAUGCCUCCGUGCGGAGUUGAGGAAGAUGUCCCCAAACAAUGGACGUGCAGUCUUGCUUUUCCGUGCGAAAUGUGGGUGCCCGGUUGCCAAACUGGAAGGAUGGGGACCUAAGCGUGGUCGGCGCCACAAGAAGAGUCUCGCUCUUACUGGCGGAGGAGACAAUCGCUGA